This is a messenger RNA of Pezoporus occidentalis (night parrot), 5977 nucleotides long. RefSeq names its product synaptopodin 2 (gene SYNPO2). Gene Ontology annotation, biological process: positive regulation of actin filament bundle assembly. The record is from RefSeq and is a predicted model, not a curated record. NCBI's taxonomy places the organism in Eukaryota, Metazoa, Chordata, Aves, Psittaciformes, Psittacidae. Gene Ontology annotation, cellular component: stress fiber; actin cytoskeleton; Z disc. The transcript has 5 exons. Bases 120 to 3938 code for a protein of 1272 amino acids. Gene Ontology annotation, molecular function: actin binding.
CUAGUGCAGUACACAGCAGCAGCAACAGUGUGGUGCUCUGGGGCUCCAUCUCUGCCUGGCAGACAAAUCUCCAGCUUGUUGAACAUCUGCAAGACAAAUUUUUCAUGUUCUGUAAAUGAAUGCUGCCUAACUGCACCAGGAAAAUGGGCACAGGGGAUUACCUCUGCAUUGCUAUGAGUGGAGGGGCACCUUGGGGCUUUAGAUUGCAAGGUGGCAAGGAACAAAAGCAGCCUUUGCAAAUCGCCAAGGUUCGCAGCAAGAGCAAAGCAGCUAAGGCUGGACUUUGUGAGGGAGAUGAGGUGGUGUCUAUCAAUGGCAAGCCUUGUGGAGACUUAACCUAUGCUGAAGUUAUCGUUCUGAUGGAAAGCCUGACUGACGUCCUGCAGAUGCUUAUCAAGAGAUCCUUCAGUGGAAUAAAUGAAGCGUUAAGUGCUGGAAGAGAAAAUGGACAAGAUGAAAACAUAAACAAAGAGGACUAUAGGGAGAGUACUACAAUGCAAACUAACACAGCAGAAGAGAUACCUCAUGGAGAUUUAUGCAUCACAGAGAUACAUAGUGAGUCUCACCAGGGAGCAGGAGAAAGGAACAUGCACUUUUCUGAAACAAAACAAGAGACCACACAAAGCCAAAGAAUUACUCCUAAAGUGACAGGCACCUCCAAAGUGCUCGUGACAGAUGAGACUGCUCCCAGAGGGAAGACAGAAGAAAGAAGGCCAGGUACUAUGGUUGAGCUGCAGUUGUCCCUCUCAAAUGAGAAGCACAAAAGCGCCCAUGCUCCUGCUGUGACUCUCUUAGAGGCAGAAAAUCGCACCCUUUCAGGAAGAGAACCCAGUGUACAACAAGAUGGGACUAGCCCUGUAAUCACGAUUCCCCUGGACAUGAAGGAAGGCAACAUCCAGUGGUCAAGCAAAGUUGUCCAGUUUUCUAAUGGCAAAGAGAUCAAGAGGAUCCAGGGUACAGCGCCAUCUCUACCCAGGGUGGAGGUGAUCCUGGACUGUUCAAAUAGGGAGAAGGAAGCACCCAGGUCUCCGGUUGAAAGGGGGUGUGUUAAUUCUCAAGUGGAGGAAGGGCAGUCAGAAGCACCUCCUUCCCUCCUCUCCUCUGCAGUCUCAUCAGAAGGCACAGAGCAGAGAGAAGACAACCAGCACUCAGAAAGGGAUCACAGACCACUCAAGCACAGGGCAAGGCACGCAAGGCUCCGGCGAAGUGAGAGUCUUUCAGAGAAGCAGGUCAAAGAAGCCAAAUCUAAAUGUAAAAGUAUUGCACUGCUGCUGACAGCAGCACCCAAUCCCAAUUCUAAGGGGGUGCUGAUGUUCAAGAAGCGUCGUCAAAGGGCGAGGAAAUAUACUUUAGUCAGCUACGGUACUGGGGAGUUAGAACGUGACGAAGACAAGGGUGAAGAAGGGGAAGGUGAAGAGGGGGACAAAGAAAACACUUUUGAAGUGAGUUUGCUUGCAACAAGUGAGUCAGAAAUAGAUGAAGAUUUCUUCUCUGACAUUGACAACGACGGUAAGAUUGUGACAUUUGACUGGGACAGUGGUCUACUUGAGGUUGAGAAGAAGAUAAAAAGUGGAGACAAGAUGCAGACACUUCCAGAGAGCACAGGUAAAGGGGCCCUCAUGUUUGCCAAGAGGCGUCAGAGAAUGGAUCAGAUUACAGCUGAGCAGGAGGAGAUGAAAGUACGCACAGUGCAUACAGAGGAACGAAGAGAAGCAAUGUCAGAGAACUUCCAGAAACUAAGUUCUACAGUCUAUCAAACAAAAGAGGAAGAAAUGUCAAGACAGCAGACCUGCGUGAGCAAAAGCCACACAGACAUGAGCCAGAAUCAUAGCAAAAUGCUACAACAAAAUGGCUUUGGCUUAGCACCAGACACAAACCUCUCUUUUCAGUCCUCUGACACUCAAAGAGCAGCUUCUUUGAAUAAAACAGCGAAACCCUUCCCUUCUGUAGUUCAAAACCGAGCAGCUGCACCAUUUUCACCCACAAGAAACAUUACUAGUCCUCUUUCAGAUACACCAGCACCACCUCCUUACUGCUCUGUUAGCCCACCAUCUGAGGCUUUAUACAGACCUGUUUCAGCUCCUGUAGCCAGCAGAGCUGCCCCAUCUGUGUGGUCACCCAGCGAGCCAACAGAACACAUAGCAUCCCGAGAUGAAAGAAUUGCGGUACCAGCCAAAAGAACUGGGAUACUGCAAGAGGCAAAGAGGAGAAGCACUUCAAAACCUAUGUUCACUUUCAAAGAAGCACCCAAAGUAAGUCCUAAUCCUGCCCUGUUGUCCCUUGUACACAAUGCAGAGGGCAAAAAAACUACUGGGGCUGGUUUUGAGUCAGGACCUGAAGAAGACUACCUCAGUCUGGGAGCAGAAGCUUGCAAUUUCAUGCAGACUCAAGCGUCUAAACAAAAGGCCCCUCCUCCUGUUGCUCCAAAGCCUUCAGUCAAGAUCUCUCCUACUGCUGGUACUCCAGUUUGGUCACCUCCAGCUGUGGCUUCCAGUAAGGCUCCUUCUUUCCCAGCACCAGCCUCCCCUCAGGCAGCAUAUCCUGCACCACUCAAAUCUCCACAGUAUCCUCAUUCUCCUGCCCAUCCUCCAGGUACUCUCAACCUAACUGGUCCUUUCAAAGGGCCUCAGGCAAUCCUAGUGAGUCCAAACCAUACACCCAAGACAACCACACCAGUCACAUCAAGUGCUGGAGAAAGAAAGCCACCCUUUGAGAUGCCACCAGCUAUGAGUGGAAAAGGAGCACAGUUAUUUGCCAGAAGGCACUCUCGAAUGGAGAAGUAUGUGGUAGAUUCAGAGACUGUCCAGGCAAACAUGGCACGAGCCUCAUCUCCAACUCCAUCUUUACCAGCUUCUUGGAAAUACUCAUCUAAUGUCCGAGCACCUCCACCUGUUGCUUAUAAUCCCAUCCACAGCCCGUCUUAUCCUCCUGGUGCUACCAAGCCUUCCUCCAAGUCCACUGCUGCUACCAAAACUACAAGAAGAAAACCUAAGAAAGGUCUCAAUGCUUUGGAUAUUAUGAAACAUCAACCUUAUCAACUUGAUGCAUCUUUAUUUACUUUUCAGCCUCCUAGUACUAAGGAAAACCUUGCUACUAAGCAGACAUCGAAGUUGUCCACUUCAAAGCAAGCUCUAUCUUUAGGACUGCCUAGUGCUGGCUCUCCUACUAAUGCCCGGGCAUCUUCAGUGUACUCCGUGCCAGCCUACGUUUCACAGCCUUUGUUCCAGUCAGAUGCCCCUACCCCAGUAAAUGAAUCAUAUGCACCUACGAGCUACUACUCUACAUUUUCUAAGCCAGAAAGCACCACAUCCUCUUUGUUUACUGCUCCAAGGCCAAAAUUUUCAGCAAAGAAAGCUGGUGUCACUGCACAGGAAAGAAGCAGUGGACGCUCAUUAUCACUUCCUGGGAGACCUUCUUCAUUCAUUUCUCGAGCAGUAUCUCCUACUUCUCCUCUCACAUUUCAACCUGCCCCUGAUUACUUCAGCAAGACAGACACAGCAGCUGACAGGACUGGCAAAAGACUUACUCCCUGGGAAGCAGCAUCAAGAUCCCCUCUUGGCCUAGUGGAUGAAGCUUUUGGGCCUCAAAAUAUGCAGGAAUCCAUUGCUGCUAAUGUAGUAUCAGCUGCUCGCAGGAAAACACUUCCUGAGCAGCCAGAUGAAUGGAAACAAAAGGUUUCUUAUGAGCCUCCAGCACUAAGUGGUAGUGUAGCCUUGCUGGGAGGGAAGCAAUCAAGUAUUGUAUCACCCCCCAGAAGCUCCCUAUCCACCCGAAGUGUGACCACGCAGGCUGGCUCUCACCUGCAGUAUGCUUACUGCAGUCAACAGUCCAGAACAGAUCCUGAUAUAAUGUCCAUGGAUUCCAGGUCUGACUAUUGCUUGUCAACAGCUGAUUCACACUACAAUCCACAGCCAAGGGGAUGGAGGCGUCCAACAUGAGCAGCUGAAGUGCCUGGCGUAUUUUCCUUUCUUCCAGCUUUACAAGCCUUAGAUUUCAGUUGGAGAAGGAGUUUCUUGCUGGCCUGACAAUCUGUGAACUUUAGAAAUGAGAAGGCAAAACUGAAUGGAGCAGAGUUUUCACAUGACCACAGGGCUCUGCAAUAGACUCAGUUUUAGAGUUUUAGACUAACCUAAGAUUGUUCUGUUCCUCAAAAGGCAAAAAUACACAUUUCUUGGGGUAAGCAGUAGGAUGAAAGCAGGGCAACCAAUGUGCGUGAUACACAGAUCUAGAAAGAAUGUAGAUGGAGACUGUACAAGUGCUUGCAGUAAAAUUAGUGUGUGUGUAUGGUGGGGGGAAGUAGAAUUAGGGCAUUUUUAAGGCAAGAAGUAUUUUACAGGAUCUCACAGGUUUUCUGGGUAUGUUUGACAUUAGAGUUCCAAGGUACUAGAUAUAACCAGACUUGGGAAAGUUCCAGUGGAAGUGUAAUACUUGGAAACACUUGGCUUAUUUGCCAUAUGUUUUCUUUACUGCAUUUUUUAAUGAGCUAAGAAAGUAAAUCACUGAAUAUUUUUACUGUGGCCACAGUUAAAACACAUCUGUGGUCAUGGUACCUGAAUCCUUAAACAUGUAGAUACAUGCACUCUUGAGCAGUCACCCAUUUCAGAUGGAUUUCAAGACAGUUUCGAGGAAGCUUUGCAUAUUGUAAUUAAUCAAAUAAUCCAAACCAAACAGGAAGCAAGGUGUUAUUCAUAGAGAUCAGUACCAUGAUACUUGAGUAACAAAAAGGAUGAGGACAGUAUUUAGAGUGUACUUAAACUGGAUUGCAAGUUAACUUUGUAAUAAACUAACAAACAAGUCAGAGGCUGUAGAGCCUUUCUCUGUGAAAUACAUUAUUUGCUCAACAGUUAACUGCUACAGCAUCUGGUAAUCCAACUGGCUGAGCUGUUAUUCUUAGUAUCUAGGUAGCUCAAUGUUUAGAAAGCUUUUGAUUUGUAUUCUCAGUUUGGAAAACAGAUCAGGUAUUGCUUAUCAAGAACAAUACCUGUUCUAGAUAGAAAUUAGUAUGUGAAAGAGGGUUAAUGACACACCUUAAAUGGUAUGAGUCUAGUAUGAGUAGCAAAUAUUUGGAGAGUUGGUUACAAUUAAACUGUCUUGAUGCAUCUGAAGAGACAGUAAAUAAUUUUUGCUGGUGAUACAUAUCUUGCACUUGAGCUUAUUUAAACAGUAGAAAUAAGCGGCUGAAAAUACAUGCAGGCCAAGCUUAUUGAGUAGUUUAGAUGUUGUUAACGUAUUAAAUGAAAGCCCCACGUUUUACAAAAUGCUCUGCAUCCUCCUCAUUUUUUGGGGCAUUCUUUAAGGAUCUGUCAAGCAGUCAUCUCAAAUUACUGCAAAAGCACUGUUAAGCUACCCUUAGUUUCAGUAACGUUGCCACCUAUGAGUGAUUAGAUUAGAAUGAACUGAAACACAUAUGCAGUAAGAAAGAACAUAGUAAAAAACUUCCCAUCUGCAGAAAUUUUUUUCAUUAGAACAAAUAUAUUAUAAAAUAUAACUGGUAUAGUGGAAAAAGGAAAAUUAAACCAAAACUGAGUUACCUGGAACUUCCCAUAAAACCAAAUAAUUACAUGAAAAAUAUUCACUUAGUGAGUUUAUAUUGGCAGAAAUCCUCUGUUCAAACAGAAGUCUCCCUGAAAUCAACUGAUCCUUUUGACCAAGCAAGAAAUGAAGGCAUGGGAGCUGUAAACUUUGAAAAUAGGAUCAUAUUGCUAUAGCACCUUACAAAUUUAUUUCAUGAAAUAUGAAUUUGCAAAGAAAAGGUUUUGUAGAAAAAUUACAUUAACAAGGCUGCCAUGAUAUGCCUGAAAAUGAGUUUCUCACAUAUGCAGAGUAAAUUUUCCUGCCACACAGACAAAAAAACAUUUUUCUUUGGCAAGUCCCAUAAUGUCCCCAUUUAUCAUGACUGGGAAUACUCCCAUGGAAACCGAUGGGACUGUGGUAGUCCCAUUAGUCUUAAUGGCUUCUCUUCAGAUCCAGGCCAAUC